Molecule: messenger RNA, 29270 nt
Organism: Cinara cedri
Lineage: Eukaryota; Metazoa; Arthropoda; Insecta; Hemiptera; Aphididae
Source: the annotation of a GenBank genome assembly
GCCCGUGCCGUUCGCCGAUUUUUUUUUUUUGUCGCUCUGCGUAAAACGCGUAUAUGUUUCAAUUAUUAUUAUUGUUAUUAUUAUUAUUAUUAUUAUUGUUAUUAUUGUUAUUAUCGUUAAUAUCGUUAUUAUUGUUUUUUAAUUGUUUUUUUUUCCCCCGUCCGGCACUUGUCGCCGCGGAUUUAAUACGCAACGUUCCCGCGGGGUUUACGCCGGUUCUCCUCGCACAUUUUGCAAUUUUUCCCGUUUUUUCCCGCGCCCCGUCCCCGUCCGUACCGCGCCCGCGCUCCGGCCCACGAUCCUCCGCGAAAAUGCGUCCGGCCCGCUGACGCGUCCGCACACGCGAAUCGGAUAUCGUCACACACGGUCGAGAAGUCAAUCGCGCGCCGUUCGACCGAGGAGUCGAGAAUCGUCCAAAGUGCCGAAUACCGUUCCGAUGGAUCGACGAACAAACAAGGUACGUACACACGGAUUCAACCCGAUUUUUUUUUUUUUAUCCCCGUCCCUCUCGCCGCAAAUCUAUUUGUUCGUCAAUCCGCAAACGUUUGUUCGCGAAAAACAAAAACCCCGUGCCGUUUUUUACUUUAUCGUUUACACAAUGGUAUACGCGUCGUCGAAUACCUACGGUAUUCGAUUACCGUCAGUGCCGUUUGCUCUUUGUUCGGUCAGGUUGUAAUUUCGAUUCCCCCCCCCCCAUCCCCCGGUCGUUAAAUGUCGCGCGUUUCGCAAUUGCGAAUCGGUCCGGCCGAUUUCGCGGGUACCGAAAAUUUACCGGACACACGGCGAUGAAAUUUCGGGCGCAUUUGAAAGUGUGCGCGGCGAACGGCCGAGUAACGACAAUAGCGAAAUAUUGUGCGCCUGUCUACGUAACAGACGGUCUAUUAUAAUAGCGUAAUAGAGUCAAUGCCAAAAAUUGUUUUUUUUUUUUUUUCCUCUCCAUCCGGGGAACCGUGUGCGCCGUUGCGAAAUCGCUAAUCGUUUGGCGCACGGUCGUCUCCCGGCACCGGCGGCGCGCGCGUUAUGAUCGGCCCGGUCGUCGCGGCCUUUUCGUACGCGAAAUCUCGAAUUUUACGUACGCGCGUGCAUCCUGACCUAAGUCAACACCGUGUAUACGCCGACGUCGCCGCAUGUUUUUCGACGGCACCGGCGACGGUGCACGGGCUCCGUAACCUCCGACUCGAGGCCUUUGUCCGUCUGCCCCGGGGCCGCCGCCGCCCGCCUGCGGCAAGGACGACGGCGUUUUCGCGAAUUAUCGCGAAUUCGUAUUUUGCGAAUUGGAUUGGAAAAAAAAAAAUUUUUUUUUUAAAAAACGAACGAACUGCCGCCGUGCCACGUUAUAUUUCCCCGUGUGCGGUAGAAUUUUUUUUUUGCAAAAUAAUAAAAAAAAAUAAAGUGAAACGACGGAAUAUCGUACUGGCAGGUUAGGCGGACACCUGAGUGACGUGGCGAAACGAUACCCGUACUGCGGCGGUACAUGCAAUACAACUGCGGUUCGUUUUCGCGAUGUUUCCGCGUCAAACGGCGGAAUUGGUUUGGGAUUUUAUUUUAUAUUUUUUUUUCCUCUACGACGAUUGUCGUCGAUCGCCGGAUGUGUCCGAUGAUAAUGUGCAAAGCGACGCGCGAUAUUGAAAAACGUCGGCGUCGUCUUUACGCGCGCGCGAAACGUUCCCGUCGACGCGGGGCGGAAAAAAUUUCACGGCUGUGCGAUAAAUUCUCGUUUGGGGAGGAAAAAAAAAAAAAAAUAAAUAAAAAAAUAAACGUCGGUUUUCCGCAAAUACAAUCGACGGAAAUUCGCGGCGCACCCCGAUCGCGAUAUAGGUGUACGGGUUUUUUUUUUUUUUCCUGAAACGUUUUAGAAGAUUUCGUCGUCUUCGGCGCCGGUGAUCGGCGUCCGCAAGAUCCUCGGUCCUGACCGUCGGGUUUAUCGCCCACUCGCGACGGAUCAAUGCGAGCGUGCCCCUUGUCGAUCGGACCCCCCGGGGCCAUUGGUGAUGUUUUCGGCCGUGCGAGUGUUUGAAAGUGCCGCGUACGAACCGCCCGAAUUGCCGUCAGCGAGUGAAUGAACGAACUAAAAAAUAAUAAUGUGUCGUCGACGUGAAAAAAAAAAAAAAUGUACAAUAAAUACGACGAGAACCGUCGUAUUUUUAAUAAUCGGUUUAUUUUUUAUGAUCCGCCGCGGAAUUUUUUAUAAACCCAUUGAAAUAAACUUUGUAAGUACGUUCUUAUUAUUAUUUUUUUUCCCUCCUACGUAAUAACGUUAUAAUAGUACUUAAAAAGUAGUUUAACAAGUGCUUAAAUACGUCCGGGAGUUUUUUUCUUUUUUUUCCGAGAAAACGCGAUCGCAACGUUACCGUAAAUAUUAUUGUAAACAUAAAUGAUUUUCGCUACGUUACGGAUUUUUGCGAAAACACGCAAAAAACCGGCAAGACGAACAAUUUGUACCGUUUUUGUCACGGCGACAAUUUAAUUCGGCACGCAUUACGACAAUCGUCGGAAUUAUCAACAAACGUGUUAAGACCGUAAGCGCGUAACAAUAUCCAAAAAUUAUCAUAAUGUUGCGAUAAAAAGUAAUUCCGAUUCGCCGUCUAAAAGGCUCGCGGUUUGUUUCCCCCGCCCCCUCCCCGUUCAGAUUCCGAACGCAGCACAGUAUCGGUUUCGCCACUGUGACGCGGGGUUUCGUUUUUCCCCCCCGUCUCGUCGUCCGUCGACCGUUUUUCCGCGCCGGCGAACCGUGGACCGGUCCGAUUUCCGCGCGCCGUCCGAGAGCGAAUCGCGUCCAGUCGGCGUCGUCGGGCGGUCGUCCGUCCUCCCCGCGGUUUUUCCGGACGGCCGGGCGAAAACCGCGGAAAAACCGACAGAGUUCCGCGGCCGCGUUAUGAUAACGGGUCCCGCGUUUGUUAGUUCUCGUCCUCUCGAUUUUUCGCCGUCGGACACAAUCGCGGACAAUUUUUGUAUUUAUUCUUUUUUUUUUUUCGUCGGCCAUUUAUCGGCGCUCGGCAUCGCGUACAUAUUUGAAACCGGCGUCGGCGUUCGACCCGACUCAGAAUCGUGACGCCGUCGUUUCGGUUUGCGAUACACCGGCGGUCAUUGUGCGAUUUAUAAUACCGUAGGUACCCGUCGUGAUGGCACAACAGCGCAUCGCACCGUCCGAGGAACCAUUCGAAAAUCCGGAUAUGCUGCGCGCGCGUUAUCGACCAGAGAUUUUACCGCCGCCGUUGGAUUUCGCAUAGUCGGUAUUGUGUUGUUUAGGAGAAGAAAAAUAAAAAAAAAAAAUAAUAAUAAUAGCGCGCGGUAGGUCUUCGUCGCGGUAUGAGUAUCGGAAACGUUCGCGAAGGGAAAAAAACAAAAAAAAAAAAAAAAAAAACCCCCGAAGAUAAUCCGAAGGCAGGUCAGUAAGGCACACACACACACACGCACCGGGUCUUCCGGGAACACCGCUGUGUUUCCAAAACACACAGGUAAGACACUCCCGUAUACAGACGUUCGCGUGUUCGGGUGGUUUUUUUUUUUUCCGUUUUUUUUUUUUUUCUCUAUUCAUCCCACGUGUCCGCAAAUAUCGCCGACGUUUCACGUGCGCUGCACGGUCGUCACCUCGGCGGGCGGUCCACCGUCAAAUGUCUCGUGCGGAUUUCCGGACUCUGCGGCCAUAUUCGCACGGUUCGUACCGCGGUUAGGUUAUCAUCGCGGCGCGCGGACGGUGCGGUAUACGUCGGGAAACCGAACGCGGUGUAGCGAUCGACGGUGCACCGGCCCCAGACAAUACAUCGGUGCCCGCCGGACCCAAGCGGACGUGCCGCCGCGCGAGAGGAUAUUGUCGCGGCGGUUUUCGGCGAAAAGAAUACGAAAAUGAAACGAUCGUGUGUCCCUCGUGCCUCUGCGAGCGUACCGCGUUCGCUGCUCCGAUCGAAAACUCCGCAGGAAUUUUCCGAUAGCGUUUUGUUUUUUGUUUUUUUUUAAUUUUCUGUAAUCAAUUACUACCGCACCGCACGCGGGCGGCGCAUCGAGAUAAGGCGUUUUUUUUUUAAUUUCGUUUUUUCUCGAUUUUUCCUCGUAGUUUUUCCUCGUUGCGAACAACGGCCGGACAUAACUGUAGCGGCGAUAACGACAAUCUCGGACUUCUCCGGCCGUGUUACCACCCGGCGACGAGGAAAACAUUAAUAACGCGACGGUUUAUCGUCGCGCACGAGUUAUACGAGUCGAAUUCCUCUGCGCACGAUUUAAUAUCGCGAUCUAAUUUUUAUUGUUUUUGAACGCGAUAAAAUCAUACUCGCCGCGGAACGCUAUUCGGUUGUUUUUUUCCCCCUAUUAAAAUAAAUAACGUUUAUUGUAAUUUCCGCGUACAAUCGCGGGCUUUUAUGCCGUCGUAUAGUUUUCGCGAUAUUCGCGUGGGCGCAGUUCUCACGGGCCGGGGAUGGCGGAUAUCUGACACCUUUUUUUUUUCUCGUUUUUUUUUUUUUCUUUGUCUCUAGAACGAAAUUCUCUCGUACGCUAAUUAGCGUUGCGUUAUUUACGAAAUGCCGAAGGAAAGUAUUCGGGAAUAUUCAAGACGAUUUCGGCGGUCGGCCGUACACACACGGUUGGGCGGUAUAAAUGAAGAUAUCAUCGUAUCUUGUACCGUGUUACGUUGUUUUAAGGUGUCGAGCGUCGUGUACGUUGUUUUGCCGAUGGAUGCAACAUACGUUUAUUGUAAAAAUGUUUGUUGCAGAAUGGUACCGAAAAAAUCCGAUUUCGAUUUGCAAAACGCCUCGAAACAUAAAAUAAACGUAACAAUGCCAUCAACGUAUAUAACCCGUGGGAUCAUUUGAAAAAAACAUAUUAAACUCCGAAUCUAAAAUAGGUAUACACCUCCCUCCUAUACACUCUUUUGCAGUCAUACAGAUAACGAUUAAACGGGAAUUUUCGUUCACUUAAAAUAUAGAAUCCUCCACUGUCAUCUAGAUAUGAGCGUAAACCUUACAGCCGAAAACUUUACACGUUUUUUCAGGAAACCUUUCGCUUUCGAGAUAUUUAAGAUGGUGGAAGUAAUGUGCAAGCGUUUCUUCUUCCUCGCCAUUUACGAUGUGCUAACCGUACGAAUAUAAUUAUUCUAAAUGACUAUCCGUCUAUAAAAAAAAAAAUCCGUUUAUAAAACACAAUAGUGGUCUGUGAACAUCUGCUCCUGUUGAGCGUUUAUGUUCAUUUAUGCCAGUUUUGCGCACUCGCCCAGUAGAUUUCUAUCAAUCUAUCCGACAGAAUGUUUGAAAAGUUAAUUUUUCUCAAAGGUAAUCGAGAUUUUUAUCUCUAAAAACAACAUUUAAUUUUCAUUAUUGACUGCUGCGUUAAUGCAUUAAUAAUGAUGACGUGAAGAGUUAUGAUUUUUUGAUCUUAAUACUCAACGAUAUAAUUCAUAAACAUCGAUGCGUUAAUUGUAAAUGUAUAAUGUGUACUCACUUAUUGUACAUUUAUUGAUGAACUAAAUGCGUGUAUCAUGUAUAAGUUUUUUUUUUUUUUUUGAGUAUCUUGCCCAACCCUGGCCGUGAAUAAUAUAUAAGCCGUUUCCCCCCCGAUCGCCGGCCACGCUAUAAGUUAACUUCCGAAAAUUCGCGUGCGCGCAUUUGGGAUAUUUUUAAGAGCCGUAAAAAUGUUAUCGACAAAUUUGACAGCGGCGUCGUGACGGAAACCGAAUGUCGCGUGGAAAUAAUGUAAAAGUCGCGCAUAAAUAUUUAACCGUCGCGGUUCGUUUCCGGACAGUUUUGAAAUUAUAUUAACCGGCUAUAACGCUGAGGACGGCGAACGCAACCCUUGCAAUAGCGCGUCGGUGUCCUUAUACAAUUAUUACCGUACUUAUUAAAUGUUUUUAUUUAUUUUUUAUUUUUUUGUCACGACGUCAAAAUUUCCCGAUUCGAUUUUAGUCAAAUAUAGCGAGUUUCGAUUAAAAUACAUUACGCCGGCACGCGUAGGAUAUUGAAUUACGAUUACGCGUCCGUGAUAUUAUAGUUGAAUAUUCAUAUUUGCGAUUUUCGAACUAAUUAUACCGUAGAGUAUAAAACAUACGGCAAAACCAGGAGAAACCGCCGUCGGUUACAUUAAAAUCGUUGUUACGCAUUUUUUUUUUUCUUUCGAUAAGGCUUCGAAUUACGAAACGAACGUUCCGGGGGGAGAGGGGGAGGAAUUGUAAUGAAUCGCGGUAAACCCGGACCACAUUGAAAACAACAGGCACACGGGACAAUCGUCCGCGAAUGCCCCGAACCGUUUAACGCAGUCGUCCGUACACGCGGACGGACGGAGGGACGUUUUCCGAAAGGACAUUGUAAGUUUUUCGGACGGGUCCGGCGGGCGGGUUUCGCUUUAACGGCCGUCGGUAAUACGAGUGGGGAUUUUUCAAAAAAUUUUUUAUUUCUCGCGGCAGGUUUUUUGAUAUUUUCGAAAAACCCGGGCGAUCGAAGGGCGGAGACGAAGGAUCGGCGCAGUUCAUCGCGCGGCGGCCGCGGCCGAGACGAUGACGCGCGUUUUUUUCUUCUAAGGAAUAAUUAUUCCAAUUUCGAAACCGAAAGGUCCACUGUUAUUGUUAACUAUUAUUGUUAUUAUCAUUUUUUUUUUCUUUUUCACUUUUUCACUCGUCGAGUAGUCUGACGAUAACGGCAGAUAACGCGACGGUGGCUCGUAGUACUACGGCGGCGGCGACGACGACGACGACGACGACGACCAGAUCCCAAUCGUUUUUCCGUUGUCGUGUGCGUACAACCGCACGCCGUUUACAAAUUACAAUAAUAACAGAAAAAAAAAAAAUGAAAAAAAAUAAAUACAAACACAAAUAACAUUACGGGGGCCUUGUUGUUUGUUUGCGUAAUACUCGUUUAACCUAACCUGACGGCUUUCGCCGGGCGUAUAAUCCGCUCGCGUGCAAGUUACGCCCGCGACUUACCGGCGUCCCCGAACCCCGCAAAUGUCCCGCAUUACGAUCGGCCGGUAAUCCCGCGGUAUUAAUGGGGGAGCGGUCGGCCCGUCGCGCCGCGGCUCUGGGUCACGUAUCCAUCGCGGCCGUUUAAAAACGCGCCGUAUCCCGCGAUACACGAAAACAACACCGUGUACGGCCGCGGCUCGGGAAACGGCCGGCCGGCAGGUGCCGCGUACCGUACGCGCUACACGAUAAUAUUAUACGAACUCGUUUUAGGGGUUGUUUUCGGAGUCGAGAGGGCGAGAGCGAGAGCAAUGAACCCUCCCGGAGGGGCGCGCAAACACCGGAUCGCUGUAACCGGUUACACGUCGUCGUCGUCGGGAAAACAGAAAACGGGGGGGGGAGGUGGCGAACGGUAUACGUAGUCGUCGUCGCGGCUGCUGCGCGUGUUUUUUUCUCCCGCCGGCGUCCGUUGUCCGCCCGGAGAAAAACCGAUCGCGCGAAAUUCCGAUUCGUCGCGACGGGGUGUCGUGAAGUAUACUAUUAUUAUUAUUAUUAUUAUUAUCGGACGGACGAAAAAGAAAAAAAAAAAACGACGGCGACGGCUAUUUCGACUAGGACGGCCACGUCGGCGGUGCGGUGGCGAGACAAUGUCUAGAACAAAAAAAGAAAAAAAAAAAGAGAUAAAUAUAUAUAUAUUUAUCUGUGUGUACGACGCGAAUUUCCAGCGCGAAUAAUAAAUGUAUUAUUGUGUUGUAGUGCGUGUUCGGGAAGGAGCGGGCGCAGACGGCGGGUUUUUUUUUAAUGUACGCGUUCCACACUCUCCGCCGAGUUGUCGAGGUCGGUGUUCGACGGCGGCGGCUACGGUCGUCCGGCUCGGGCGCAGUACGCGGGGGCCCACGUGUAGGCGACGGACCGUCGUUUCUGCCGCCGACGGCGGCGCGCCGAAACGACCGUCCGGGUCCUCCGCAAUCGCUCGCCGCCGCCGCCGCCGCAUCGGUGCGUUGAGAAAGGUUACACCGCCGCCGCCGCACGCAUGUUCCUCUCGCCGCGUAACGAAACUUCUUGUUACGUUUCGCGCACGGCCGCCGCAGUCACGCAGCGCGUUGCAUAACUCAUUCCUCGGCUCUUACUACACUUCCAUUAACCUCCCUCUCCCAUCACCCCCCCAAGCGCCGCCGAAACGCCCGCGCCACCGCCGACGGCGUAUACGUACGACACUACGCUGUUAUCGUUCGGCCGAUUUUCUCCCCAGCUCAUCGGCACUCGUCGUCGUAUUCGAAUCGGCGUCCGAAACGAAACGACGACACGGACCGGCACGCGAUAACACCGUCGCCGAAUCCAUCGUUUUCCGUUCUUCGCAUGUUCGAUUAUCGAAGAGAAAAAAAACAGGCGACGGCAUUGUUGUCAAUUUUUUUCGUGACCCAUAUUGUCCGUAUAACAUUAAUUGCGGCCGCGCGGUCGUAAUAUCGUGCGCCGCAAACCGUUGUAAAUAAGAACGCGGAUUAUAAUAUUAUUGUUUUAACACGCGGCUGCGAUGGAAAUUACGCGGACACAUUGACAAUACGUCAAUAAUACGACAUUUCUAUUGUUCGGCCGGUCGGCAUUGCGUAAAGCGCGAGAGAUGAUGUGUAAUUUGUUACUUUUUUUUUUUCAUCAUCAUCGUAUUAAUAUUAUUAUUAUUAUUAUUAUUCAUCACUCUCUCUUCUCGCCAUCUCCGUCCGUCUCGCUCGGUCUCUUUCUCUCCCCGUCCGUCUCUCGCGCGCGCGCGCUCUCUCCGUCGGUCACGUUGUACAAUCGCUCCCUCUCUCUCGCUGCGUUUCUUUCACUCUUUCUCUCUGUCAGCAAUAAUAACGAAACGUCCGUGCGUGCGCCGCGUACUGCGUUUUUGACGAGAACAACAAUAUAAUAAAAAUUCGGCAGAUGCACACGCACACACGCGCCGGAUCGCGCGGCGCGCGCGCGCACGAACAGCGGUGUCAACGAACCUCGGAACGCCCAAAUGCAGGCGCGCCCCCUUUUUAUAUAUAUUUUUUUUUUUCGGAGAAUAUAAACGUCGUCGUCGGCUUCGUGGUCGUCGUCGCCGCCGCCGUCGUCGUCGUCGUCGUCGUGGUCGUUGGUAUAUCCGACCCCAAUGCCCGAGUUAUUGGUUCGCGUGUGCGUGCGCGGUGCGUGUGAUUCACCGGGGUCAACGCACGGGCGCCCCGCGGUCGUUACCGCGCGCGGAACACGAUGUAAAACGAAAAAGCAAAAACCGUGGUUUUCCUUUCCCGAAAAAAAAAAAAAAUAAAUACAUUCUAUAUUUAUACCGACGGUGAAGACGACGACGACGACGACGACGGACGGCCAGUCCGUCAAGGUUGUAACGUGUGUUAUUGUUAUAAUAACAACGACACGUACGCCGCGGAGACGGCCGCCGUCGGGACGCCGGACAUAGCCGUCGCCGUCGUCGGCGGUUCUUUCGCGAACGCCGGAGACUCGGAGAGUUCGCGAUAACUCUCUGCACAUCCGCCGCGACGCGGUUCCCACACGUGAAACGCAACCCCACGUGCGCCCGGCAGGUGUCUGCCGCCGCCGCCGCCGCCGGUUGACAACGAUAUUAUAUAAUAAUAUGCAAUACGUCGUGCGCCGCACAAUAAUGCGUAUUGUAAUAAUACACGCGUUCGUAUUAAAUAAAUCGUCGCGGAGGGAUUGUAUUAUUAUUUCGCGCCGGGUUCUCGCUCCUCGGCGGCGUCCAGCGAACGCGUGCAGCGGUUGCAGUAAACACGUGUGGGCAAGCGGCGCGCGGGGGGCAAGGACGAACCGUCGUCGUUCGAUGACCUCAAUGCGUUUUUAUUGGGCCUAUUAUGGUUGUUUUUUUUUUUUUUUUUUUUUUUUUUCGUCAUUCGUCCCCCCAUCGGUUCGCGAUAGUACGCGGCCGCGGCGCACAUCCACGCACCGCCGCGCGGGUCCCACGUGCGACGGCCCGUCGGCCGCGUUCGGUUCCAGUCGGCGCUUCUCUUCUUAUCGCGGACGCGUGUGCGUGUGCGUGUACGCACAGCUAUUAUGGCAGUAACGCCGUAUACGCGACGCACACGCACACGGAACCGUCGCGUACGCACAAAUAACGCACGCACGCAACGCGCGAACGCCGCCAAAGCACGAAUCGCCGCGCGCGCGGGGAGGCACCACGGUGCAGCGAACGCGGCGAUAGGCACAGUGUAAACGCGCGCAUAGCCGCCGCCGCCGCCGCCGCCGUCGCCGUCGUGCUGCCUGUCCGUACGUCCGCCGCGGUCCGUCCUCUCGCCGCCGCCGCCGUCGCCGCCGACGUCGUCGUUUUCGUCGUCGUCCGAUCGCUCAAAUCGUUCGCACACUCGCACCCGUACGCACGCACUGUACGCACGCACACGCAAACACGCACACGCACACGCACACACACACACACACGUGUUGUAUCGUAUCGUAUAGUACGGUAGUAUACAUUAUAGUGUAGCCGGGAAACCGACACCGCGGGGACCGCCGCCGCGUUUUGGACGGAACGCUCAUCGCGCCGCCUUCGGGGCUUCAGUAGGCUCCUGAUUGUUGGCCGCGGUCCCGCGACGACCGUACAACGCACCACGCGCUAGCGUUUCGACGGCCCGAAAACACUAUCGUCGUUAUUAUAAUAAUAUUACACCGUUCGUUUUCACGAUUUCCUAGGUGUUUUUUCUUUUUUUUUUUUUUUUUUUUUUUUUUUUUUUUUUUUUUUCGUCUAUUUUUUCCCCUCUCUCCGCGCAACAGCGACAGCUGCCGCGGCCAAAGAAUUAUUAUAGUAACGCACACAAAACGCGUACACAUAACAUACACACACACAUACACCACAACAGUAGUGCAAUCGUUUCAGUAGCAAACGGCCGUGCCGCCGGUGAUUGCAGUCUCUUCCCGAUUACAGCGUCUUCCGCGACAAGAAUUAAACCCCCUCUCCCUAACCCCCUGGUCGGCGCCGCGUAUCCGGCGGAACAUGAAAAAUGGCUCAACUCUGGGACAACACGCAAAAACAAUGGAUCAAAAAUUUCUUGCUCAACAUGAAAAACAACAACAAAAACGCCGGCGGUAAGCACACGAAAAUCCACGGAUUUUUACUAAUUUUUUUCCUCCGCCUUCCCCUCCGAUAUUCGAUAUUCGGCGAUAAUUUAAUGACAAUUAUACAGUCGAGUUUUCGUAUUUUCGGUUUGUAAUUUUUUUUUUUUUUUUUUUUUAUGCGGCGCGAUUUUUAUCAUCGUACAAUAUCAUAACCGAUACGGUUUUUCUAUACGCCAACACAAUAUAACAACUUAUUAUUUACAACGACAGACCGUGUCUUCUGUGCACGCGGACGCUUAUUUAUGCGAAAAACGCUCGCAAUAACAUCAACAACAAUAAUAAUAAUAAUACAAAUAAUAAUAGUAACAAUCGUCGCCAUACAGCGGUACGACGAUUAUUUAUACGAUUUCCGUCGACGUCGGCGGAAAAUUUUUUUCACGAAAAACGCCGAACGCGCGCGCCACGGGUUUUUUUUUUUUUUUUUUUAAUCAUACGAUCGCGACAAUAAUGUCAUACAAUAUAUUAUAAUGUCUUCAUUCGAUUAUGUCGCGGCGCGCACGAUAUUAUAUUUCCGUCGGCGGAAUGAAAAAAAAAAAAAAUUAAAACCGAAAACGCCGACGUCGCGGAAAUGCGCCCCCGCACGCGGACAAUAUGACACGGCGGCCCGCGAAACGUCUUUAAAUACCGAAUACCCACGAAAAUCCGCCGGGAAGUAAAACGGAAUGACGCGUAAAUCGGGUUUUCGUCACGUUAUCCGUUCGACUCGCGAUACUUGGCACGUAAACGAGCGAAAAAAAAAAGGAGAAAAAACAAAACGAAAAGCGCUUAAAACGGUAUUGAAGGGUCUCCGGUCAACGAUGCGACUCGAACACGCUGUUGCGACGCUCCGCACGUAAACGGCCGAGUGUUUUUGUUGACGGUUUUGAGCUGGACGGGUUUUUUUUUAUUUUUUUUUUUUUCAACGGCGGCUUUUUAAUGAGCGCGAUGUGUUUGAUCAUCGCCGCCAAAUACAUAACGCGGGAGCCAAUCAUUAUGGGAUAACGCGCGAAAAUCGCGUAUAAAAAAAAAAAAAAAACGCCGGGAACCCGGCGGUGUAAUUUACGGGCCGUCCGCGCGCGUCGGUUUUCCGAGCCGGUAAUCGCCGAGUUCGCGAAACCUCACGAAAUUCCGUCGGGCGCCCGAGAAUUAUUCAAAUAUCGAGCAGAAAUUCGCCGACGCGCGUGUGACCGCCUUUGAGUCCGCGGUAACCGGCCGACCGCGCUCUAACGUGUCACAUCGAACGUACCGACAUUCGCUGAUUUUUAACCGCCGUCGCUGACAGUUGCGUGAAAUUACACUGUCUAAAACGACUGUUAAACGACUUCUUAACCUUCCAAAAAAAAAAUGUUUAAAAAAAAAAAAAACCGAAAUGACGGCCCCGACGCGUAUUCUACAGUGUGUAUCGCGACGAUUUUAACGUUACAAUCCAAUUUCGGACACUCGUUAUUCGAUAAAUAUUCGUCCGGGCACAAAAGCCGAAAUCGGGCGAAACGUCAUAUAUAUUCCGGAUUUCGCCCGGACAAACCUGCGGGUACAACAGUGACCGAUUUCAUUUGGGCGAAUCGCCGGCCUUUAAUAAAGGUCUUCGUCCCGAUAUUAUACACAAUAUAGUCAAACAGCAAACACGGUGCGUUCACUGUGCAAAAUCGAAUUUUCGCGGACGUGACGGUUUCGGCGAAACGAGGUCGAUGCACUCGGUGUGUCCGGGCAAAAGCCGAGGCUCGAUGUUUCGCCCCCCCCGAGUAAAUCGCGGACAUUUUAGCUGCGCGUCGUGCUGCGGGCGUUUCGGGGAUUCGCCCGAUCCGGUACUUUUGCCCGGGUCCCGACCGCUCGUUAACGCGGCACACCGGUGUUGUGCUUAUCGAAUUGCGCGAUACCCGCGGGCGUGCGUUAGUUGUGAUUUUUUUCCCCGGUUUUUUAUUAUCAUUAUAAUUAUUUUUUUCUCGAAAACGUAAAGUUUUCGGCGAAAGGAAACGCGCACAAAUGUCUCCGAAAUGAGGCGCGCGACUCGCGGCGCACAUGUUUUGUGUUGUUCGCGUACACUAUCGCAACGCGUUACAACCCGACCGAACAAUUACACGCGAACGAACCGCACAAUUAAAUAUACCAUACGUUUUACGAUUUAUCUAUCUCGCCCGUAAAUAACGUGUGUUACGUUUAUGUGCAUAGCUCGUGUCGGAUAUAGCGGGUUACACAAUUACGGCGAAUAAAAUAAUAUCACCGUGAUAAAACAUGCAUAUAAUAUACGUAACGACCAAAAUUAACGAACAAAGUUAAUCUCGCGCGACUUAUCGAGAAAUACCUUAAAUUAAAAAUAAUUACAACGAUAUAAUAACCGUGCGUGCGGCGAACGGUCAACGUCGUCGUCGUCGUCGUGCACGGCUUUGACCGUCCGGGAACAAAACCCGGUGCGUUUCGUUCGUUGUGUCGUGUCGAUUUUCCAUUUGAUUUGUUAUUUUAUUUCACCUACACAGGUUAGGGACCGACACACGCGCUGUUGUUAUAAUAUUCUCUCUCUCGCCCUCUCUCUCUUUCUCUCUAUCUCCCUCUCUCUCGCUCUCUCUCUCUCUACGCGAUUGCGCGGCUAUACCUAUUUCGUUAUUGUUUUCGACCGUCCUAAUGACACACGGUCAUAUCGGUUUAUCAGUAUAACGUACGUUGUUAUCACGCCGUAAUAACAUUUAUCACGUUUACAACGUCGGUUUUAUUACGUUAUUAUUGCCGGCCGCGCAGUGCCCGCCGACCUCAAACUCCUUCCACAUCCCGCCCGUAAACGCACCGCUGUAAUACAUACAUCAUUCUCCCGUAUACCGUUUCCCCGUCCGUACCGCCGUCUUUUAAUCGGAUCUAAUCGGGCUUUGCGGGGGGCUCGAGUGGUCUCAUCCCGUACACAACGUGUAAACAGAAAAAUCAGUCCCAAUUGGUAAUUGGACGAUGAGGAGUGGGAGCUAAUUUUUCCAGCUCCCCUCGACAACUUCCGCCAACGGCGUGACGUGGAACCGAUUUCGGCGUCGGAAAGAGCGGAUCGGCCUGUCGCCGAGACUUCCAGAAGGCGGUGGCGGUACGAAAGAGUGGCCGCCCUGGCGUACAGAGAAAUCUAGCAAAAAUGAUUUGGUUUUUAUUUUUCAUUCGUUGAACGAAUUUUACACCGCGGACAUUUGAUAAAUUUCACUGAAGACCGCCAAAGGGAACUAGGUUUUCGUGUCCUCCCUCCCCCUCCGGGUUUGUAGAUUUCGGUGUAGGGUCUGGUGCAAAAUCGAAUCGCCGAUUUGAGGUGCAAACACUUCGCGCCGCCGCCGCCGCCGCUGUGGAGGCCGUACGCGUCUGUCGGGUAAUUUUCCUCUCCGAUUUUCGCGCGAUAUUUCCCGCGAGAAAACCGCGUUUUUGUGAGUUUUUUUUUUUUCUUGAACGAUACGGACCGGUUCGCCAGUAAUGUCGUCAAAACGAAUAAUUUUCGAACGCGACGUACGUGUCGCACGAGUAGAGUAGCCGCCAUAUUAUUGUUAUAAUGCGCAUCUGUUUAAUGCGAACCGCGUAUAAUAUUACCGACGCCGGUCGCGGUAUACACUGUAUAUUUUGUAUAUUUUUAUUACGAUAUUUGUAACGCAGGCGCGACGUUUACCAUUUUUUAGCGAUACGAAAUUUGAAUAUAUUGAAUGUAUAAUUAACUCGAACCGCAUGGAAAUCCGAAAGCGAUCGCGCGACUCCCCGCCGGCCGCCGGCCGAUUAUCCUCUGUCGUGAUAAUUUUUUUUUUUACAUUACUAUUAUUUUCGUUAUUUUUUUUUUUUAUUAUUACUAUUAUUUCCCCUCUCGUCAAUUCGUGCGCGCGUUCGGCGUCCGCGGAAUAUUUUUCGAAUCGUUUCCGCGGACAACAUGAUUAUGUUAAUAACACGCGCGUCCCGCGCGACUCCCCCUGUCGUCGGUGGUGUAUAUAACACCCGAAUUACGUCUACGGCGCAUUAGUUUUCACCGUCCGUCGAUUCGUCGGCCAAUAGCGCGGGGGACAAAUCGUUAACGCCGUCCGCACGUCACGAUAUCGUUAUAAUUAUAAUUCGACGAGUAUAUUUCGUCUGCCGUCGUCCUCCGGCGGUUUUUUCCCCCGUCCGCGCGAUCAAUCGACCGGCCCCGUCGUAGUUCACGGACGGCUCCCGGAUUUUCAUUUUCGAAACAAAACCGUCGUGCGUAUACGGGCGAGUUAUUUCGCUGUUAACUCCCGGUUCUUUACGGUCGCCGAUACGGCGCUCUGUAUGGACCCGUCGUACGGCUCGUGCCCCGGGCCCGACGGCCCGGCCCGCGGGAAACUCGGAACCCCUUUGUCGGGUGCGCGCACGCUCGCUCGUUCGCCCGACACACCGGACCGCCGGUGUGAACAAACGAGACUUCCGUGGGUGACGGGAGAGGAGGCGGAUGGGAGUGAGAGGUCCUUUGAAACGUUUGUUUUGCCAAAAAAAAAAAAUCCGCAAAAACAAGCCGAGGAGAGAAUCGCCGUUGUUAUACUAACGGGUCGCGAGACGACGGUAAAAAGAACAAAAAAAUGUAAAAAAAAAAAAACGCCGCGUUCGGUGCAGCGAAGAACAAUAACGGUUAUAUUGUUAUGCCGACAUUAUACGGGAACCGACGUAAUGUUAUUAUUGUAACAAUUCUAUAAAUAUGUACGAUAUCGUAGUGCCCGUUAUCUCCCGAACGGCGACGGUAUAUCGGACCGGGGACCUUUGCCUCGUGCGGUGCCGUUUUCGACGAAACAUCAAUUGCACAUUACGUUACACUCGUCCGAUCGUCAUUAUCAUUAUCAUUAUUAUUAUUAUUAUUAUUGUUAUUAUUGUUUUUUUAUUAUUAUUAUUAUUAUUGGUAGAGCGAACGCCGCGAUCGUGAACCCGGUCGCGCGCGCAGUCGACACCGUCCGUAGCGUGUUUUUUCGGACGGGGGACGCAACGAUCCUAGAACCCACUUUAAAGCGCAUGCGGAUACUAGGGGUCGGUAUUCCUUGACCGGAAGGACACUGGAAAGAAAGCCGGAUACGUAAUCAAUGUAAAAAUUAGCUUAGUGAUAAACGGAGGUGUCUACGGUUAUCACGGUCGUCUUCAAUGUGUAAAUAAGACGAUAACAUUUAUAUUUGUAUGGAUUCUAAAUAUAAUUACAUGAUUUUUUUUUUUUUUUUUUUUGGCACUUUUUUUUUUUUUUUUCUCGUUUUUAAUCGACAGGAUCGCAAACGAAAAAAAAAAUCCGUUCUUGCCCGUCCCCCGAAUGGACGCCUACGCGCGCAACACCAACACCGCGCCGCCGCCGGGUAAAAUAUUAAUAUCACCGCAUACGGACAAACACUCGUAAUACACGAUAAAAUCGUUCUUAUUGCCCGUGUUUAAAGUGUUUUUAUUUUUUUUUUCUCGUUUUUAAUCGACAGGAUCGCAAACGAAAAAAAAAAUCCGUUACCCGCGCGUAUGCCGCGGAAACGCGCGAAACGAGAGGGGGGAGAAGGGGAGGCGGGAGAAAAAUCCGAUCGAUUUCGCGCUUUUUCGAUCGAUCGAACAUUACGCUCCGGUUUCGUAUACCGUUGUAACAACAGCACACGCGAAAAUAUCAUCGUAUACGACACCGGCGGAUUUGUAGCUUUUUUUCUUCUCGUUUUCUUUCCUUUCGGCUUGUUUACGGAAUUCCGCGUCGCUCGGGGUCCCGGGCGAGUGAGUGUUCCGGGUUCACCGACCUCGCGCGUCGCGGAGAAAACUUUUAUUCGCCCGCCGAACACGAAAUACGCGAAACGCAUUUCGCGUACCGUUUGCGAAACGUUUACGCGGGCCGCGCCGUGUAUUUUACUCACUUCGUCACCUCCGGUUUUGUUUUUAUUUCCCUUUAUUUUUCGUCAGUCUAAUCGUUAGCGCCGAUAUUCGCGGCCGUAUGGACGGGGCGCGUAAACGUUCGGAAUUUUGGUUUUUUUUUUUUUAUUUUUUCUUAUUUUUCUUUCGCGAAUCUCGUGCGAAAAAUUCUCGCGAAAUUUCGAUCGCGCGGCGUCGCGAAUAGGCAAUUCACGGCCGUCUGCGUCGUGUGUGCAAAAAUAUCGUAUUGCCAAAUCCUCCCACACGCCGACGCACGCACGCACCACACAAACACACGUGAUAUAUUUUUUUUUUCGCGAAUAUUAUUUUUUUUUUCUCUCGCUGUUUGUACACCGCCGCGCUGUCGUCGCGUUGUCGACGUCGUCGCAUAAUCGGAUUUAUUUUUAUAUAUGUGUACGCGUACGUAUAUUAUUUCGCGAACCGUUUUCUUUUCUUUUCGGCCGUCCAUUGCGACCGACGUGUUACGGACGCAUAAAACACGUUUCUUUAUCUGUUUAUUUUAUCGUUACUUACAUUUUUCAUUUUUUUUUUUUUUUUUUUUUUAUCGUCGCUCGUGUUGAUAUUUCCUACAAACACCGUAAAUAUGCAUUGAUCGCCAUUGUCAGACUACGGUCGAGUUUUUUUUUUUCUUACAAUUUGCGGCGGAAACAUGUUUCGGACGGGUCUCAAGAGCCGUUUACACGGUGACAGCUACACACACGCGCGACAGUCGCCGACGCGGCACUGUCGUCGUGUAGAACGUAGUUCAGUCACUAGCAGUCGACGGGACGACAAUGCGACAGUACUGUCGCGCUAUCAUGCCGAGCUAGAUGGUCGACGGUAACUACCGCGGCCCGUUAACGCGUUAUCGCUCAGCGUUAACUGGUACCACGAACUAAUUCGUGACCGGUACGUUUGAAAUCGUUCAAUCGCUAUCGAUUUAAUCUCCGUUCGUUCGUAAAAAGUUAUAAAACUUUUAUUAUAGGGUCUUCAACGCCGAGUUCAUUCGUAGAAAUAGGCCCGUAUAACUAAUUUAAUUUUUGUUUUUCCGUUGAAAAAUAUAAAGUCAUGAUUUUUAAUAUCUUUUUUUUCCCCAUAUUUAUUGUACCUAUAGAAUCGAUGAUACAUUAAAAUACUGAAUAGUCGGUCACUGCAGUAAACAAACCGCGUACAUUUAAAGGGUACGACGAAAAAAACCCAGAAAUAUCACUUUGGGUAUGUAUAGAUGUAAACGAUUCGUCUAUUGUUAUAUAUUUCAAUGCGAUUGCCGUCGUCUUCGUUUCAAACGUAAUUCAAUUUUGUUGACCACGUUUCAAAAUACAAUAAAAAAUGCGCUACGUUUUGAAAUUAUAAGAUCGAAUCUUCAAAUUGGAAAAAAAAAAAAACUCAAGUUGAAUAAGAAAGUGAUUUUUCUGUUUUUCACCCCUUCGUUCGAUUUCGUCGGGGGAGUGAAAUCGCAGUCGCUCCAGCCAAACCAUCCCAUCAUGAUCCCACAGUAUACACACAAUCCUCUUCGUCCAUCUCUAUAUAAUAUCCGUAAUCGUGGUUUGCCAGUCCGAACCCCUCGCGUCGGUAAUAAUUUCCGCGCGUUCGCUUUUCUAUUAUUACGAAAAAUAAUCGUUCGUGACGUUCCCAUAUAUAGACCCGUCAUCGCCGUUUUUAUUAAACGAGCCGGUCGUUUUCUCCGUCGUCGCGUUUUCUCCUCCUCAAAUAAUAACUGCGGCACGUGCUUGGAAAAAAGCCGCGCGUUCAAUAUAUAGGGUGAUUUUUUUAAGUGUGCUCUGCCCAUUUUUGCGGAUAAAUAUAAUGUAAACAGUUGAAGAUGUGAUUUUCGAAUAUUCGUGGAUUUUUCAUAACAGAAUAUCGUAUUCUGCGGCGGUACCACAAAUUUGGUUUUUAAAAACGAGAACCCGCACGAUAUAAUAAAUAUGCUUUAAUCGGUCACGGGUUCGAUAAAGUUGAAAGAAUGCCCGAGUAUACUCGACUUUAGUUGACUAACUGUUCAUAAAUACAUUUUUGUACGGCGCACCUAUUUGUUAAUCGUAUACUCGUUUUCAAUGCGUUUAACGGAUCCUCGGUAUUCAAAAUGGAAUAACUCGGAGACAUUUCGUUCUGACUUCGGACGAUUACAAAAAUAUGCGCUGGAAAAAUUCACCGGCCGACUCGUCCGAGAUUUCGGCGCGAGAUUUUCGAAAACAUAAUAUAAUAACCGUACAAUAAAUCGAAAAUUAUUAAUCCCGACGCAGAAACGGUAACGGAUAGGAAAUCAACGGAUACGACAAACAUUAUAAUAACCGCGUUCCGAGCGCAAUAUAUAAAUAAUUACACGGGACGUCCGGUCGGGGAAAUGACGGGUAGGGGUACUGUGCGAACACGUCGACCGGUACUCCGGCCGAUAAUACGAUAUUAAUUACAAUUCAUCGGACUCGUUUAACUCGAACUCUAUUAGCCCGGAAUCGUUGAUACCUCGAAAUUUGUCCACGGUCCCGAGUAGAAUUUCCUACGUAAACAACGUGAAUACAAAAACCGGACAUAAUUCGCACGGUGGGUGGGACACAGUGAAACGGUUUUGGAUGACAAGCCGGAAAGACAGUCGGGAAUGUAUAUCCGUACACAAAGAUUAUAAUCAUUGCAAUGAAACGACGAUUUUGAGCGGAGUUGGGUUGUACGUGUUUGGGAAAUUCGAAAACAAUAUUUAGGUACGUAAAUUUCGUAAAUUUUCCCUGCGGAUUUUCCCCCAUUUAUUAUGAAAAUCCCUGAAAAACUGACGUUUCUAAAGUACCGCCUCGGGAACCUAUCGGCAAAGACGCUUGGUAAUCUCUAGCGAAAUUUCUGGUGGAAAUUGUCGUUCAGAGAAAAUAUAAUAAAUAAAAUCAUUGUAAUACCGACACAUACAUUUCUAUACCACCAAUACAUUCCUCGUGACUCCGCUCAGAAUAUAAAAUCGCUUUUUACUCGGAAUAUUUCGUGUACGACUCGAGGUUCUGAUUUUAUUUUAGGAUCAAUGAUUCGCGGGUUAUUCCCAUACGCAUGCACAGUUACUAUCGAGGGUAAAGUUCAUUAACGUCACGGUUACCGAUACAGUUCAAACAAUCGGUUUACCCCUCGAUUUUCGAUUUAUAUCCGACGUAUUUUCGGUAAAUUUAAAACGGCGUGUUUAGCAUGCGCACCAUAAAUACACCUCAUACACAUCACAUUCACACAUGGUCUACGUAUACUAUAUAGAAUUUUGAUUUUAGGUUCAAAUAGAUUCUAAGCAAUUCGGACGUUUAAUUCUAUUAAGAUAUACGUAUACUGUGGUACAGGUAAUACGUUAAAAAAAUCAAAAGUCGACGACAAUAAUAUGUACGUUUAUAUUGUGGUGUGGAUAUAAUAUACAAUGGGUAUAAUACGAGUAAACGUUUGAAAUUAUAAUGCGUAUUGUGUAUAGGUGGGUAAAUAAUAUUAUUGACCGAUUCGAAAGUAUAUUCCAUAACGACGGCUAAUUUAUCAUCGUCGCCCGUCAUACGAAAGGUGACUAAAUUAUUUGAAAAUUUGUUUUUUUUUUUUAAUUUAUAUUUUAUUCAAUUUGGAUUUCAACCGAGAACCAGAUUUUGAGUGGCUCCUAAACCGUUUGUGGUAUCAAACUUGGAUAGUUUUUUGAACCUGACGUAAAGGAAUGAAAUACGGCCUUUUUCAAACACGGUUUUUUUUUUUUUUUUAAAUAUUUAAUUUUUUAAACUCGAUUCGCCAUUCUAAAACCAUACAACUAAAAAUUGCAUAAUUAUCAUCUGGAUGCGAUAAAAUAUCCACCAUGUACACAAAAACUUAAACGGCAAUACGGGUAUUAUAAUACUGGUCCCUUUCUUAAUCGGACAUGACGUCUGUUUUUUUCUUCCCAUUUUCUAUACGAGUCUAGUUUUUAUAUUUUAUAAACGGACACUGAAUUGCUAAAAAAGUGAAAACCGACCAACACGUCUAUUAUAAUAAUAUGUGUACCACCCAGUACUUACAUAGUUGUCAGAGUGGAAAAAACUUCGAAAGAGGACUAUAUAUAACGAAAGUCGAAGGGGGCGUUGCCGAGAACUAACUCAACUUUACCAAACUCUCGGGAAACUCUUUUUUUUUCACAUAUGAAAGACUUCGAAAAUGUUUUUAUCUCGCAAACAUUUUUCGUAAAAACGUGUCACUUAUUAUAUAUGGUAUUCAAAAUAAACUUUACCCUUCGCCCUCAAAUGUAAUGUUACGUGCGCGUACGCAUAUAACCGAAUAGAUACAAAAAUGUAUUUACUUUCAAUAAAACUAAUGUUUGGGUUUGAUUAAAAUAUCAUCGAGAAUGUCUUAGUGACCGUGACUGGAUAUCGUCCCACCGGAACUCGAAAGCCUAAACGCCUAACGGGGACUGACUUAUUCGCCCUGGACACAAAGGGGGGACUCUGCCCCUCACCAUUUUCACCGCUGUGAAUCACAUCUCCAGAGAGCGGCGUAUAAAAUUGUUUAUACGUUAAAAGCGAUUUAACGAACGGACGUUCGAUUGUCGCAAAUGCGCGUAUAUUGUUGCGGGAAUAACGGGAACGAUUUAUAAAACUUGUAGCGCGUGAAUAACCGAUCGCGAAGUCAAUAAUCAAAUUACAAAUAUAAAUAGCGGAUAGCAAAACGUCAUUGCCGGUUCGGUUGUCCGUGGCAAAUAGUCGAAAUAAUUGAAACGUUUACUAAACGGCAAAAGCGCCGCCGUCGCCGCCGCCGCCGCCACGCUCGUGCGAAUAUCCCUUUGCCCACCCCUCCAUUAUUCCACUCCCGCCCGUCCCUUUGGUAUACGCACGUACGUAUAAUUUUCAAACGCGAAUAAUGUAAUAUCAUAAGCGGCGCAACAGUUGCACGGCCACGUUCGCAUUUUCGUCCGUAUACAGGGCGUGUACAAUCCUCGACGACAAGAAUGUAUUCAUUUUUUUUGUUUUCCGCAAUUUAUACGACACAAGCGGCUCUGAAACCGUGGCAUUGCCGUGGUUUUCGGGAGUGGUACCGCUGACGGCUUUUUGAUUUUCGAACAGCAACCGAUAUUAUACUCGUAUUGUAAAUCCCAUAAACACGCGAAGUUUCAGUUGAAAUACAUUUCGAUGUUGAAGUUUUCGAUUCCUUCCGAUCCGAAUGUACGACGAGAUAUUCUACUUUAAGUUUUGGGUAGAAUGAGGAGGAGCGUCAGCAUUUGUGUUUGGGCGCGGCGUGCGGAUUUCAAUUAGUGCUCCUGCACUACUGGGGCACAGGCCAACACAACCAUAACUUAAAAAUGAAAUAUCUCGUCAACGGGUCGACGGGAAUUGAAUAUUUCAACAUCAACGCGUAUUAAAACCAAUUCAUAAUAUAAUAUACGAAAAUCAAAAGUGAGUAGAGUCGGUUUUAUCCCGCCACCCCCCUCCCCUCAGAAAAAAAAACCGGAACGUAACAUCUUAGAACUGCCUGUUUUUCAAAUGACAAAUUCGGAAAAAAAUUAAUUAACGUUCCGAGAUAAUUAUCGUCUUAUCAAGGAUUGAUCAUCCCGUAUAUAUAUAUAUAUAUGCACAUAUAAUACAUGAAAUCUACGGUUUUUUUAUUUUUGUUUGUGUAAACUUUAUUUUGCUGCGCUACGCGUUCUUUCGCGUGGUAAAUAUUUAUACGAUAGAAUUGUCCGUAACAAUUUCGAAAUUACUUAUUCAUAUAUAUGAGAGGCGAACAGAACCGUUUUAUUAUUUAUGGCGGACGAAUGUACGUAUGUGUUCGCGGUUAAUUCGUAAAAUUCCGUGCACGUGUGCAAUCACGGUAAUACAUUUUUGACGACGCCCUCGUCGAAUCAUUACUACGAUGACCGAACACAGUCGUAUAAUAUUUUCGAGCGCCACGUGCGUCCGCGAGUGGGUGUGGGGAGGGGAGGAGUGGAACGGACGAAAAUUGAAUGUUAUCCGAACGUGGCGAAAAUUACCUACGGCGGACGAGACUCUGAGAAUAAUUGAAUUACGCCGCCAGACCGCCACAUCUUUUAAUCGCAGCCUCCAUUCGCGAUCCUUUUGCCGGUCCAUUAUUACAAUUAAAUCAAUUUUUACGAAUAUUCGCAUUAUAUGUAAUUGUUAAUUUGUUGUGUGUCCACAGAAAACCUUUUGGGCCAUGUAUCAGACAUGGUAGAAUUGAUCAAUGGCGAAAUGCCGAUAUUGAGCUCGUCCGGCGGAAGUGGAUCUACUACGGCUGACUUUGUUCGAGUCGGAAUCGACUGCACGCUCAGCCCGUUGAAGCCGGCCGCCGCGGCCACCGCCACGACCGGUAGCGGCCACCACCAUCUACAGCUGCACAAGAAAGGAGGACCGGGAGGUUCCGAGCUAUCGGCUGCGGCGACCAUCAAACGGGUGGUGUGCAGCCCGGACUUGCCGGUGUUCACCAUAACGCCGGUAGUCGAAGAGGCAGCCGUGACCAUCGAGUCGGCCAAAACCGCUGCGGCGGUGGCCGCGGCGACUGCAGCGGCUACAGCGUCGCUGCCGGCCGCGCCGCUGUUGCAGACCGAUACGCUGGCCGCCGCGGACAAAUCGCUCCAAUGCAACGUGUGUCACAAGGUGUUUAUGCAGAAAAACGCUUUUCAAAAUCACUUGCGGUCUCACGUAAAGGACGCCGCGUCGGACGGCCCGUUCCAAUGCAACUACUGCAGUAAAUCGUUCACGGUGCCGGCUCGGCUGACCCGGCACUACCGCACGCACACCGGCGAGAAACCGUACAAGUGCGAGUACUGCGACAAACCGUUCUCGGUCAAAGAGAAUCUGAGCGUACAUCGACGCAUCCACACCAAGGAACGGCCGUACAAAUGUGACGUGUGCGAUCGGGCGUUCGAGCACAGUGGCAAGCUGCACCGGCACAUGCGCAUACACACGGGCGAACGGCCGCACAAGUGCUCGUUCUGUGACAAGACUUUCAUCCAGAGCGGUCAGCUGGUCAUCCACAUACGGACCCACACGGGCGAAAAGCCGUACGUGUGCAAGACGUGCGACAAGGGGUUCACGUGUUCCAAACAGCUAAAGGUGCACACCCGGACGCACACGGGCGAGAAACCGUACUCGUGCGACAUUUGCGGCAAGUCGUUCGGUUAUAACCACGUGCUCAAACUGCAUCAAGUGUCCCACUACGGUGAGAAGGUGUACAAGUGCACCAUAUGCAAUGGGACGUUCACUUCGAAAAAGACGAUGGAGAGUCACAUAAAGAGCCAUUCGGAAAAUGGCAGUGGUGGAGCGGCUGCCACGACCGGUGGAUUGGCCACGAGCCCCGUGCCUACGGCGGCCGGGGUUGUGUCCACGGCCGAUGCAUUGGUCGUCGUGGUGCCCAACAAGUCGAUCAAUAAAGAUAUAGGCACCGCUGUGUCCGAGGGCGAGUCUUCGUCGGGUUGCGGUAGCGACAAGGAGAACAAUAAGUCUAUCAUCUCGUCAGGUUCGUCCGCCGUUUUAAUGCAAUUGUCGGAUGACGAGCCCAAAUGCAUUAACCUAGUGCCGCAGUCAGGGUCUACAGUCAUCGGAGGAGACGUCGGCAAGUCGGACGACGACGAAGACGAUGACGAAGACGACGAAGAUGAUGACGAUGAUGACGACGUUGACGGUGAAAUGGUUAUGGGCAACACGGAUGUGAACAAAGAAUUAAACAAGCUCUGUAAAUACCUGUAUCCGAUGUUGCCCGCGGCUAACCGCAAACGCAGAGAAUACGACGACGACGAUUAUGACGAUGACGAAUACAACUGCGAUCAACCGCCCAGCCCGGCCAGCAGCUCUUCGGGCUCGUUGACCCUAAUCAUGGACGAGUCUUCGCAGUCGUCAACGCGUCGGCUACAUCAGCAACAACAACAAAUGCACCAUCAACACCAAACGCAACAACAACUGCACCAGCAACAACAACUGCACCAGCAACAACAAAUGCAGCAACAACAACAACAAAUGCAGCAACAGCAAAUGCAGCAACAGCAAAUGCAGCAACAACAAAUGCAGCAGCAACAACAGCAAUUGCAGCAGCAGCAACAACAUCAAUUGCAGCAGCAGCAACACCAGCAAUUGCAGCAGCAAUUGCAGGAGCAACAAAAAUUGCAAGAGCAACAGAAAAUGCUGGAGCAACAAAAACUGCUGGAGCAACAGAAGCUGCUGGAGCAACAAAAACUGCUGGAACAACAACAACAACUGCAGCAGCAACAACAACUGCAGCAGCAACAACAAUUGCAGCAGCAACAACAAUUGCAGCAGCAACAACAAUUGCAGCACCAACAACAAUUGCAGCAGCAACAACAACUGCAGCAACAACAAUUGCGGCAGCAACAACAGCAGCAGCAAAACCAAAAACAGCAGCAGCAGCAACAACAACAACGGCAGCAGCAGCUGCAACAACAGCAGUUGCAACAACAACAAGAGCAGCAGCAAAGGCAACAACAACAACAACAAAGGCAACAACAACAACAGCAGCAGCAAAGGCAACAACAACAACAACAACAACAACAACAGCAAUCGUUUCAUACCAUGCAGACAGCGACACAACAGCAACAUCAGCAAGUUGACUAUGUCAUGUUGAUGUCGUCGUCCAACGAGGAACGGGUCACGUCGCCUAACCUGUAUGCCUCAGAGGUGCCACUUGCCAGGUCAUUGCCUGUAAUUUCGGCAUUGCCGUCACUGCCAACCGUGUGUUCGUCACCACCGCCGUCGCCGACGAAAAACGGCAGGGAACACCUGAGUUUGCCACCUCGUAAACGAUCGAAAAUGAUUCUAAAAUCGAUGGAGAGCACCGCCAAAAAAGAGGCACAAUGCAGCAGAUACAGUUCGGUCAUACAAUACGCUAACAAAGCCUCAAUUUAAAAAAAAUAAUAAUAAAAAAUUACGAUUAUGACAUAACAAUAUCGUGAUUUUUUUGAUCGUCAUUGGUUUUAAAUACUAGUAUUUACAUCGAUCAAUGAUGUUCUCGUGUUAAAGUAAUAUAUUAAUUUAAUUAUCAUUUUGUAUAAAAAUAAUAUACGUACAUAUUAUUAUUACGGGAGAAGGGGAGGUAUUAUUCGAAAAUGCCUCAAAAAUUAUUCUUUUUUGCAACGUACAUCUUUAUAAUAUAUCUUUAUUUGCCCAACUGAUAAAUAGUCAAAUAUAAUAUUAUUUACUUAUUAUAUUUUUUACUAUACUUAUUAUAGAUACGUCAUAUUUUAGUGAAACAUUUUUUUUUUUUUUUAGUAUCUGUGAUAUGAUAAUGCAUUAUUUACCAAAAUAUUAUUAGGUGAACCACCAGAGGGAAGGAAUGGGGGCAGAGGAAAAGUCACCUGGAGGGUUCUUGUCAUAAUAAUUAUUGCUAUUAAAACAAUUUUAAAUAAAACCAGGAUUUUAUAUUAUUAUUUUAUACACGUUUUUGAACUAACUAUUAUUAUUUAUUUAUUCUGUAACGAUAUAUGAAUACCUUUCGAAAGAUACCCCUCGGACGUCCUCCCUCCUGGAGGGUUCGUUUCGUAUAAUUUUAACCUACUUCAAAAGAAAAAUUUAAUACAAAAAAAUGAGGUUAUUUACGAUUUUAUUUUUAGUUUACGUGAAAAGAGCUAUUGUGCAUUUUUUUUCUAAUACAAUUGUAGUUUAUUUUAUAAUAACAUAUUAUAUAUUUUAUAGUGAUGAAAUCAUACGGGUAGUAGUUAAUUAUUAUUAUUAUUAUUAUUAUUAUUAUUAUUAUUAUUAUUACAAUUCUCUCGCCAGAGGAACAAAAAGUCUGUUAAGCAAGGUUUUUGCUAAAAAAAAAAAAAAUAAUAAUAAUAAAAAAAAAAAAUAAAUAAAUAAUAAUUUUUAUCAUUAUUAUAAAUUAAUAUUUAUACACUAUUUAAAAUAAUAUUGAAAUUAAGUCGUGUUAGUUCCAUUGUUUUAUUUAUUAUUUUUAUCUUAAUAUUAUUAUUAUUAUUAUUAUUUUUUUUUUUUUUUUUUUUACUAGGUGCAUAGGACUAUAAGUACAUAACUAUAAGAAAAAAUACAAAACGUAAAAUCAUCUACCUCAUUGUAUGCCUUAUAUUAUUAUAUUAAUUAUCUAUAAAUAGAUUUAAAAAAAAAAGUACAAAUCGUAUAUCCUAAAGUGACGAAACUCACUAUGAGGACCAAUUAUUUAUUAUAUUUAAUAUUUUAAUUGUCUAUAACUAAUAACAUAUGUAUUGUGUAUAUUAUUUUGUAAUAUCUUGUGCGUGUGUGCGUGUGUGUGUGUGUGCGCGCGCUCGCAUGCGUACGUUUCUUUGGCCGUGUGUAAAUGUGUGUGUUUGUGUGUGUGUAUAUAUAUUCAUAAAUAAUAUUAACUGACAUACAUACACACACACAUACAUACACAUACUCACAAACACACUAGCACUCGUCGCACACCACGUCAUUUGUUUUGCCGUACGCGGCGUAGGUACUCUCGAUUUUUCUUAACUCAAACUCGAAUUUUUCGAUUUUAAAUUAAUACUAAACUUUUGUACGUUUUUCUAUUACUUUUGAGCUACGCUCUGCUGUGUUAAAAAUAAUAUUAAUAACCUAAUAAAUAUUUUAAUAAUGUUAUCGCAAACGAAUCUGUUUUACGAAAUAUCAGCGUCAAUCAACAAUAUAGGUACUUAUUGUGCACGAUGAUGAAUAUCGUACGAAAUUAUUCAUUUUUUUUUUAAUAAAACGUAAUAUUGUAUGUAAAUAUCCAUUCGACUGUCUUCGUUUCCAUAUUAUAUGCGUCUGCGUAAUAUGUUGCGUAAACGUAAUAAUAUACCUAAUAAUAUUAUAGUGGACGUACUGAUUUUGGAUCUCUAUUAAAUAACAUCUCUGUAAAAUCCACAAUAUUAUAACCAUAGGAAUGCAUAAAUUAAUAAUAUUAAUCUACAGAGAUCAUAAUUUAUUUAUUAUUAUAAUAUUAUGUUUGCGAUUUUUUUUUUUUUUUUAAUGUUCCUACGACAAAAUCGUUGUUAAUAAUUAGUCGGUAGGCUUGAUGUGAACUACCUCUCAUAUUAUACGCUAUACUCAGUGACGUAGCCGGGAUUUCUCAAUUGGGGGGAAAAAAAAAAAACAAAACAAAACCAAAAGUACACGUUUAUAAUUUUCUCAAUUACAUUAAAAAAAAAUAUAUAUAUUUUACACUAUGUUUACUUAUAUUAAUGAAUGAAAUACGAAAAUUAACCAUCGCAUUAAAAAGUGGGUAACAUACAACCACGAAAAGAUAAUUAUAACAAUUAUGAUAGCAAUAAUACGGCCAAUGUGGGGCGGCAUGGCUCCCGUGUUUCCCUCCCUGACUACGUCAUUGACUAUGUUAUUGUGAUAUUAUUACGCGUAAAAAUACAGAACUGCAAUAAUAUUAUCCUUAUCAUUGAUUUAUGUCGACCGAUCACAAACUAUAAACAGACAUUCACUACCCGCGUAGAAACAUCAAGUUUUAUAGUACAUAACCGUUUAAUAAAAGUGAGUGAGGGGUGGGAAAGAACGGGUAAAAACCGCUGUAAUUUUGAACACGAUAAUAUUUUAUAUAUCUAAAUUAAUUGUAAACGUUAUUAUAGAAUAUUAUAUUAUAUUAUUAUGAUUUAAACAUUUAUAUAUUAGCUUAUAUAUAUUUUGAAAGACAUUAUAUUUAUUAAUAAUAAUUAAUUGACUUUUUCGAUAAAUAAUUUAGUCUGUUUUUUUUUAUUAUUAUUAUUAUUGUAUGUUAUAAAUGUGUAAUUUAUUUUAUUUUUUUUUCGCAUUUAUUUAACUUUAUAUUAUAUUAUUAAUAUAUUAUAUAAUACGGGUAAAACUUGUUCAACUGAUGGUGCAAAUAUAAUAUAAUAUACUUAUAGUGAACAUAAACGUUAUAACCUCGUACGGAGUAUGAUAUUAUAUCAAGUGCUUUUUAUUUCCAUUGAUUUUCGUUUGAUUUUUGUUUUUUUUUUUUUUUGAAAAAACAAAAAUCAUUAUCAUUAUUAUUAUUAUAGGUACAUUAUUAUUAUUAUUAUUAUUAUUAUUUCUAGUAUUAAGUAGUUAAUGCAAGAUUCUUUAACAUUGUUGUUUGAAACUACUGAAAUCACGUCGUUUAUUAUAUGCGUGUGUUCAAAAUUGUUUUGAAACUAUAUUAUAUUAUAUUAAUUUGUUGUUAUAUUAUCAUUAUCGGUGUUUUCAAAUCGUUUUCGACACACAUUAUAUAAUACACGGUUUCGGGCGUGAUUAUGACAAUGUCAAUUUGUUUCCACCCCUAUUUGGAAUAUUAUAAUAAUAGUACCUAGACGUAUGAAUUUAUAUACCUACUUAGGCUAAAUGUUUUGUCUUUAGAAAUAGGUACUCAAUUUUUAGUGUCAAUAGUUUAUUCAUCAUUAUUAUUAUUAUUAUUAUUAUUUUUAUUUUUAUUUUUAUUUAUUGUAAUUUUCGUUUGUUUUUAAAUGUUUGAAGUAAAUAUUGUAUUUUACAUUAUGCAGAUUUUAUUCGAAAAUAAAUAUCAAAUACUACCUCAUUAAUAUAUAAAAAAAAAAUAAACAAAGUGUAUUUUUUCAUUUUUAUUUAUUUAUUACUCUGUUGCCCGGCAUUGAAGUCGUAGAGAUGAG